UGUGAAAGAGAGGAAAGAAUAAAUGACUUCUGAAGUCACGAGAGAUCACAGAUCGAAAAAAAAGAAGUUUUGAAAUGGCUUUUCACGUCGAUCAAUCUUUUCUUUUGAGAAUUUUAUGUGUUGCACUUGUUAUAAGUUCAGGACAUUUAACCGUAUUCAGCGACGUGUCGCCGCCUGUAUCACAGUGUGAUGAAGUAAAAUGUCUAAGUAAUGAUUUAUGCAAUCAAUGUUGCAAGGGAGAAGGGUAUCAAUUUGGCAUAUGUGGAAAGCAAGAUUUGAUGCAAUUUUUGGUGAAAACCAACCCAAAGGCUUGGUGCAAGGAGAAAUAUAAGGAGCGUCUAAUUGAAGUCAAGCAACAAGCUACACAGGAUGACACAGAGGGCUACGCUUCUACUUGUAUUAGUGAUAAUGAAGUUUAUUUGCAGGUGGUUAAAAAGAAUACGAAGGGGAACUUGUAUGGGCUUGUUGGAUUGACCGAUGAUUUCAUUCGCUCAACACUUCCACAAUCUUCUAUGUCACAACCAUCACCAGUCACUGUAGGGGUGAUAGAAGAAAUGAAAAAUAGGAUAACUAAAUUAAAUGUUGAGCUUGCUGCAAAGGAAGCAAAGGAAAAAGCAUUGGAAGAACAUAUACGACAACAUGAUGAGCAGAUGCAGUAUAUGUAAUACCUUAUUUUUUUUUUUUUUAAUUAUUAUUAUUAUUUAUUAUUAAAAUGGCAUUUUCGUGAAU
Molecule: messenger RNA, 729 nt
Organism: Cajanus cajan (pigeon pea)
Lineage: Eukaryota; Viridiplantae; Streptophyta; Magnoliopsida; Fabales; Fabaceae
Source: RefSeq, a predicted model, not a curated record